AUGACCACCAACAUGUGCUCUAUCCCCACAGAGCGCCCCCUGGAGGCCGCAGCAGAACUCUCUCUCUUCCGUCAGGGCGAGUCAUGGACGCCGUGUCAUGUGACUUUUAAAGCUCCUCCCAUUGGCCCGCGCCGUCAGCAGGACCCGCGCAGACACAUAAAACGCCAGAUUCGCUCGGCCUGCUCCCAAAACACAGGCACGCCCCCCCCCCCCUCCCCACUCGCCCCGGCCUCGUAUAAGCGCGUUGCCGUGGCGACCGGGGGCCCCAGGUUGUCGUAA
This is a messenger RNA of Knipowitschia caucasica, 279 nucleotides long. Lineage: Eukaryota; Metazoa; Chordata; Actinopteri; Gobiiformes; Gobiidae. The record is from the annotation of a GenBank genome assembly.